AUUCCUGCCGAUUUGGAAGUUUGAACCAUGUCUACUUGUCACCCACCUGAGAGCUAAACGGCCGUUUUCCGUCGUCGGAAUUAAGAUUUCGAUCAGAGCCCAAAGCCACAGGUUUCUAGGGUUUCUCUGAUUGCAGUGGAACCCUCCGCUUUCAGCCAUGGCGUCACCUCCUCGGUCGCGCGUCAAUCAGUAUUUUUCUUCAAAGAAAAGGAAGCCUUCAUCACCCGCAUCGAUGUCUGGGACAAAUGAAAAAGAUGUAAAAACUAUGGUAGAGGGUUCGCCCGGUGCCAAAGGCACUUUGGACAAUUAUUUGUUGGGUUCACAGGACAAUAGUAUCUCCCCAAAGCCGUCGCUCAGAGUUUGUGAUUCAUUAGCCCAGCAAGAUCAAGUUCGAAGGAAUUUGACAUCAAUGAUGGAUAAUUCCUUGAAAGAUGAAUUUAAACAGCUCCCUUUGUCUUCUCAACUGCACUCUCGAGCUAAUAAUGCCUCCAAAGAAAAUCAGAAGGAAACAUCCAAGGGAUUAACCAAGGUGGGUGAUGGUGCAGUUGGAGAUACGGUGAAGGAUUACUUAGCUCUCACAGAAGGUGGGGAAAGUGCAGAACUUAAAGAGUUUGCAGCAGACUUUUUGUCUUUGUAUUGCAGUGAUGUUCGACCAAAUGAAAGUACUCUGCCAGAGAUGAAAGUAAAUGACCAUAAGAGACAAGCUAGCCCAUCUCAGCUUGACCGGGAGGACACGAUAUUUAAAAAGAGGCAUCUCAUUACCAAUCAGUCACACAUGGAACAUGAAUCAAGUUGCUGCAGUGAGAAGAGUUCUGAAGCCAUGCAGUCUGGUCGUCCUGAUGAAAAUAGGGUUACCGUCGUUAAUGAACUGCUUGAGCUCCAGUCAACCUUGAAAACAUGCAGUAAUACACCAAAACAAUUUGUAGACAUGUUUAAAUGCUAUACACCAGGCUCGUUGACUAGAAAAUCUAUUGUUCGUGAAACCCCCAAGUCACGUGGAAGCUCAUCAUUUUCACCUGGAGAAGCUUUUUGGAAUUAUGCAAUUCAACUUGCUGAUGGUCUGUGUGCACAAGCAGCAGAAGUAAUUAGUGCUGCAGACAUCCAAUAUCAUAGUAAAAGUUCAUGCAAUUUGAGAAAUGCACCCUGUGACGGCAAGUCAAAGGAAAUGCUGAAUGAAGGUGAGCGCAUGGAUAACGGUGCUAAUUCAGGGCCAGAGGGGAAGUAUAGAAAGGAUUUAGAUAAAGAAGUAUCCCCAUUGCCGGUUAAACAUUUAGAUUUUUCUUGCGAAGACAAAAAUUUGGGUGAAGUUGUACCAUUACCACAUCAUUGUGAUGCAUACAAUUUAAAAAGCGCAGCUCUUAUAGGUGGUGAGCAAUCUGAAUCCAGCCUUACAGACCAUAGAGGUCUGAGAAAUACUAUCAUGACCCGUUGCAGCAAAUCUCAGGAAAAUCAAGUCAUAUUUCGAGAACCAGAACCAGAUACUGUUAAUGCAGUGACCAACAUGAAAGUGGAUUUGACAGGCAAAGAUAAUGAUAGCAUGACAUCUUAUUCACCAGUUGAUGAAGUCGUGAAGUUGAAUGGUAACCAUGAAUCUAGUGAAGCAAGUACUCCUUCAAGCUCUAUGCCUCUCAAAGAUCGCCUCAAUCUGAACAGUUGGCUUCCACCAGAAAUAUGCAGCAUAUACAGAAAGAAAGGAAUUUCAAAACUUUAUCCUUGGCAGGUUGACUGCCUUCAGGUGGAUGGUGUAUUGCAGAGAAGGAAUCUCGUAUAUUGCGCAUCAACAAGUGCUGGCAAAAGUUUUGUUGCAGAAAUUCUAAUGUUGCGGCGGGUCUUAUCAACUGGAGCAAUGGCUUUACUUGUACUGCCCUAUGUGUCAAUUUGCGCAGAAAAGGCAGAACAUUUGGAUGUACUUCUUGAACCACUUGGUAAGCGUGUUCGUAGUUAUUACGGAAACCAAGGUGGUGGAACACUUCCCAAAGAUACUUCUGUAGCUGUCUGCACAAUAGAAAAGGCAAACUUUUUGAUAAACAGGCUGCUGGAAGAGGGUCGUCUUUCAGAAAUUGGGAUUAUUGUGAUUGAUGAACUGCACAUGGUUGGAGAUCCAAGUAGGGGUUAUCUUCUGGAACUUCUGUUGACCAAACUUCGUUAUGCAGCUGGUGAAGGCAAUUCUGGAUCAAGUAGUGGAGAAAGUUCAGGUAUGAGUAGUGGUAAGGCUGACACUGCUCAUGGUCUGCAAAUUGUUGGGAUGAGUGCAACUAUGCCAAAUGUGGCAGCCGUUGCUGAUUGGCUUCAGGCUGCACUAUACCAGACAGAAUUUCGACCAGUACCAUUAGAAGAAUAUAUUAAAGUUGGUAACACCCUUUAUAACAAGAAAAUGGAUAUUGUUAGAACAUUUCCUAAAGUGGCUGACCUUGGUGGUAAAGAUCCAGAUCAUGUUGUGGAGCUGUGCAAUGAGGUUGUUCAAGAGGGUCUUUCCGUGCUAAUAUUUUGCUCUAGUCGAAAGGGAUGUGAAUCAACAGCGAGGCAUGUUUCAAGAUUCCUCAAGAAAUUUUCACCUAACAUUCACAGUGAUGACAGUGAAUUUCACGAUGUUGCUUUGGCUAUUGAUGCCUUACGAAAGUGCCCUGCUGGCUUGGAUCCAGUAUUAGAAGAAACUCUUCCUGCUGGUGUUGCCUAUCACCAUGCUGGCCUCACGGUUGAGGAGAGAGAGAUUGUCGAAAAUUGCUACCGUAGAGGCCUGGUACGUGUCUUAACUGCUACAUCUACCUUAGCAGCUGGGGUUAAUCUACCAGCUAGGCGGGUCAUUUUUCGUCAGCCCAAGAUUGGUCGUGAUUUUAUUGAUGGGACUAGGUACAGACAGAUGGCUGGUCGGGCUGGUCGAACUGGAAUAGAUACAAAAGGAGAAAGUGUACUUAUUUGCAAGCCAGAAGAGAUCAAAAGAAUUAUGGGAGUUCUUACUGAAAGCUGUCUGCCAUUGCGUUCUUGUCUAUCUGAAGAUAUGAAUGGAAUGACCCAUGCUAUCUUAGAAGUUGUAGCUGGGGGAAUGGUUCAAACUGCUAAUGACAUUCAUCGAUAUGUUAGGUGCACACUUCUAAACUCCACUAAACCAUUUCAAGAUGUGGUGAAAUCAGCACAGGAAUCUUUGCGGUGGUUGUGCCAUAGGAAAUUUCUAGAAUGGAAUGAGGAUACUAAGUUAUACAGUAUCACACCUCUUGGACGUGCAGCAUUUGGCAGUUCUCUCUGCCCUGAAGAAUCACUUAUUGUGCUGGAUGAUCUUUCAAGAGCAAGAGAAGGGUUUGUGCUUGCAUCUGAUUUGCAUUUAGUUUACCUAGUAACACCAAUAAAUGUUGACGUUGAGCCUGAUUGGGAACUGUAUUAUGAACGGUUCAUGGAAUUGUCGGCUCUUGACCAGUCUGUUGGCAAUCGUGUUGGAGUGACAGAACCAUUUUUGAUGCGAAUGGCACACGGUGCACCUGUGCGUUCAUCAAACAGGUUCAGAGAAAAUCUGAAACCGCUGCAUGGAAAAUAUGAAAGCGGACCUGGAAUGAACAACAAUACUGUACUUCAGGAUGAUCAAAUACUUCGAGUGUGUAAACGGUUCUAUGUUGCUCUCAUCCUGUCAAGACUAGUUCAGGAAGCUGCUAUCACUGAGGUUUGUGAAGCUUUCAAAGUGGCCAGGGGUAUGGUGCAGGCCUUGCAAGAGAAUGCUGGAAGGUUUGCAUCUAUGGUAACCAUGUUUUGUGAGAGGCUUGGAUGGCAUGAUUUCGAGGGCUUGGUUUGCAAGUUCCAAAAUCGUGUUUCAUUUGGAGUGAGAGCAGAGAUUGUAGAGCUUACUACAAUUCCAUAUGUCAAGGGUUCUCGAGCAAGGGCACUCUAUAAAGCUGGCUUGCGUACUUCUUUAGCAAUUGCUGAAGCGUCCAUCCCUGAAAUUGUCAAAGCUCUUUUUGAAUCUUCAUCAUGGAAUGAGCAAGAAGGUUCAGCUCAAAGGCGCAUCCAAGUAGGCGUAGCAAGGAAGAUCAAGAAUGGUGCACACAAAAUAGUUCUUGAAAAAGCUGAAGAGGCAAGAGUUGCUGCCUUCUCAGCUUUCAAAGCUCUUGGAUUGGAUGUCCCACAAUUUUCUCGACCGGUAUUUUCAACUGGCGGUGGAAGUCCCAGUAUGCAAGGAGCAGGAAAUUCCUCUGGUGAUAACUCCACUAGUAGCUUUCCUAAUGUAGAGCACAGCAAAGAGUAUGGUGCUAAGCCAUCUUUGGAAGGUAGGGUCCAUUCUGAAAAGGUUGCAGAAGUAAAUUCAACUGGUAUCAUGCAAAUUAAGUCUGGUCCUGAAAAUUCUAAAGUACAUAUUCGAGGGUCUGCUACGCCCGUAGAGGAGCUUACUGUUGUGGUUGAUCAAAACAAAAAUGCUGAUUUGACUGACCGGGUUCAGUUACAAAGCUUGGCUGACAGAACCAGGGCAUCUGAUGAGUCUCUUGAUCUUGAAAACCAGGAACGCUGUAGAAGGGAUAAUUUGUCCUCUGGCUAUAAGGGCAAUGCUUGUGAGAAAGGCCCAAUUCACGCAGUUAAUACUCUUGGUGGUUUUGAUUCCUUCUUGGAUCUCUGGGAAUCCACCUCAGAGUUCUAUUUUGAUAUUCACUACAACAAAAGAUCGGAAUUCAAUUCUGUUGCGCCUUUUGAAAUACAUGGCAUAGCCAUAUGUUGGGAAAACUCUCCUGUGUACUAUGUCAAUAUUCCUAGGGAUCUACUGUGCUCAGACAGCGGUAAAAAUGAAUGCUUGAAUUUGAAUGGAUCCGGCAAUGGAAGUAAUGGCUUACCUCUUGAUGAUUUGUUGGAGAUGGCUGAAUGUAGAUGGAACAGGAUUGGUAAAAUAAUGGGGAAAAGAGGUGUUAGAAAAAUUACUUGGAAGUUGAAAGUUCAGAUUCAGGCACUUAAAAGUCCUGCAGUUCAUACUCAGAGAUUUGGUUGUCAGAAUCUUGGAGGGAAAAGUGCUUGUUUUGAAAUCAUAGACAGCUCGUUUUUAUUGUUGCCUCCAGUUCAUAUAAAAGAUGGAAUUGACAUGUGCAUCGUGGCCUGGGUUCUUUGGCCUGAUGAGGAGAGAAGCUCUAAUCCUAACCUGGAAAAGGAAGUUAAGAAAAGGUUAUCCAGUGAAGCUGUGGCAGCUGCUAAUCGGAAUGGAAGGUGGAAGAAUCAAAUGCGAAGAGCUGCACACAACGGUUGCUGCCGUCGGGCUGCACAAAUACGGGCCUUAUGUUCUGUUCUUUGGAAGUUACUUGUUGCUGAAGGCCUUACUGAAGCCCUCCUAAAUAUUGAAAUCCCUUUGGUUAAUAUUCUUGCUGACAUGGAGCUAUGGGGAGUGGGUCUUGACAUGGAGGGAUGCUUACAAGCACGCAAGGUGUUAGGAAAAAAGUUAGGACAGCUUGAGAAGGAAGCUUACAAGCUAGCUGGCAUGAAAUUUUCGUUAUCUACGGCAGCAGAAAUUGCUAACGUAUUAUAUGGACACUUAAAGUUGCCCAUACCAGAGGGGCGCAAUAAGGGGAAGCAACAUCCAAGUACGGACAAGCAUUGCUUGGAUUUAUUAAGGGAUGAGCAUCCUAUAAUUCCCGUCAUUAAAGAGCAUCGUACGUUGGCAAAACUCCUAAACUGUACAUUGGGAUCAAUUUGUUCACUGGGUAGGCUAUCCAUGAGGACACAGAAGUACACAUUACAUGGUCAUUGGCUCCAAACAUCAACAGCAACUGGUCGGCUUUCAAUGGAGGAACCAAAUCUCCAGUGUGUUGAACAUAUGGUUGACUUUAAAAUGAAUAAGGAUGGAAAUGGAAACAAAACUGAUAUUGAUCAAUUCAACAUCAAUGCUCGUGAAUACUUCAUUCCUACUCAGGACAACUGGUUACUGUUAACUGCAGAUUAUUCUCAGAUUGAAUUGCGUCUGAUGGCACAUUUCUCUAAAGACUCUGCACUCAUUGAACUCCUUAGUAAUCCCCAUGGUGAUGUCUUCACCAUGAUAGCAGCUAGAUGGACUGGUAUUUCACAAGAGUCUGUUAGUUCCCAUGUACGAGAUCAGACUAAAAGGUUGGUGUAUGGCAUUCUUUAUGGAAUGGGUCCUAAUAGCCUUGCAGAACAACUGGACUGCAGUCAAGAAGAAGCUUCUGAAAAAAUAAAGAACUUUAAAAGUUCUUUUCCUGGAGUUGCUUCUUGGCUCAAUGAAGCAGUUGCAUAUUGCCGCACGAAAGGAUACAUCGAAACCCUUAAGGGAAGAAAGCGCUUUUUGUCAAAAAUAAAACUAGGAAACAGUGGAGAAAAGUCGAAGGCUCAGAGACAAGCUGUGAAUUCUAUAUGUCAGGGAUCUGCUGCUGACAUAAUUAAGCUUGCAAUGAUAAAUAUAUAUUCUGUGAUAGUUGAGGGUGUUGAAAGGCCUGAUUCUUCUUCUCAUCCUGCAACAAAGUUACACAUACUGAAGGGCCGCUGCAGAAUUUUAUUACAGGUACAUGAUGAAUUAGUACUGGAAGUUGAUCCUGUUGUGAUAAAGGAAGCUGCUUUGCUGCUACAGACGAGCAUGGAAAAUGCUGUUUUGCUUCGUGUUCCAUUGCAUGUCAAAGUGAAAGUCGGAAGAUCGUGGGGUUCCUUGCAACCUUUUCAGGUCGACCAAUAUAAAGAUAAAGCUGUUGUGCCUGCACAAUAAUUUGACCAAGCUUUUUUUAAAUAUGUUCCGAUGAUAUACAUAAUACACAGGGAAAUUCACUAUAUAUUCUGGCUACGCAAUGCUUUCCUUGGAAAGAUGCUGGACUAGACUGCAUGUCAUUCAAAAUUCUUGAGGAAAAUUUGCAGAGCUGUCAUUGGGGGUUAUGAACUUGGAAUUCUUUUUAUGGGAGUGGAUGCAACUGUUGGAGAUCACAGAAGAACCACCUGGAAUAGAAACACAAUGCUAACUGACCAUGUAGAACUGACGGGUUCAAGGAUCGUAAGCUCCUGAUUUCUUAAACCAGACAAUAGUGUCCUCGAAAAGAAAAUGGCAGAUGGCAAGGGUUCGUGGUGGAAAUUUGAGAAAUUGGAAGGCAAGGUGCUUUGGGUUCCAUUUCGAUGUGUCUGCACAUGGCAGACUGCUACUGCCUUAUCGUUCAUGUUGUCAUCACUUUACAAAGACACCAUAUAAGCACCUAUUUUUUCUGGUGCAUGACUGGAUAAAACAGCGUACUUGUAAUCGAGCUUAUGACACGCAACAAGUUCGUCGCCUGCCAGCUGAUAAACGAUAGAAUCAUCAUUCAUUCAGAUGUUUUUAGUCUUCGAUUGUACAGAUUUAUCUCAUUAACUCAAAAUGUAUUCAUUGUACAGCAUGAUUAUAUAAUACACACCUUAUGCCUCUGAUGAGUUAUCGAGGCCAUUCA
Molecule: messenger RNA, 7376 nt
Organism: Pyrus x bretschneideri (Chinese white pear)
Lineage: Eukaryota; Viridiplantae; Streptophyta; Magnoliopsida; Rosales; Rosaceae
Product: helicase and polymerase-containing protein TEBICHI
Exons: 28
Coding region: 158-6673 (2171 amino acids)
Biological process (GO): double-strand break repair; DNA-templated DNA replication
Molecular function (GO): ATP binding; DNA binding; DNA-directed DNA polymerase activity
Source: RefSeq, a predicted model, not a curated record